CAGCUAAUUCCUCCGACCGUGACCUGCCUCGUCGCUCCCUCCUACGCCGUCUUUCUCCUAGAACUAGCCGCUUCGCCUCCCCCCUUUUGUCAUAAUGACUACAAAGCGACCUACCAUGACCCUGGGCACUGUCCUGGUAGUUGGAGGGUGCGGCUUUCUAGGCUCUCACAUCGUCGAUCAGCUAUUGAAUUUCCCAACUGAGACCGACCCCAGCGCUUCCCUCCCCAAACCCCAGGGGGAUAAAAGAUUCGACUACCCCAAACUCGGAGACCGUUACCCAGUAUGCAUUGCCAAAGUCGCUGUGGCUGACCUGCGGACUACAAACAACCGGUUACCUGGGGCGGACUACUACGAGGGCGACCUGACGUCCGCUGAAUCGAUGCUGUCCGUCUUUCGCAAGGUCAAACCGGACGUGGUCAUUCAUACCGCGAGUGCAAUGUUGACAGAUAAAAAUUUGCUGUACCAGCUCAACGUCGAAGGGACAAAGACCUUGCUCGAAGUUGCGGGUGGUGCCCGGGGAGAUUGGGGAGGCAAGUGCAAGGCAUUCGUCUAUACGAGCUCAGCCUCGGUUAUCCACGACACACAGAGCGACCUACUUAAUGUGAACGAGGACUGGCCUCUCAUCAGGGGAAAGCUGCAGCAGGAGUACUAUUCCGAUACCAAGGCUGAAGCCGAAGAAGCCGUCCUGAAAUACAACCGCAAAUCCCCAUCCUCAAUGCUAACCUGCGCGCUCCGCCCGUCCGGCAUUUACGGCGAAAAGGACGGCCAACUGAUUAUUAAAAUGCUCAGCCAUGGCGUUAACGCCUCGCCCACUGUCCGGAAAAUGCAGCUCGGCGAGAACAACAAUCUUUUCGAUUUCACAUACGUCGGAAACGUCGCGUACUCACAUCUCCUUGCGGCUUUCCGCCUCCUAGCCAUUUACAAACGCGUCGAAUCAGGCCAGGGUGACCUCCUCGACUACGAACGCGUCGACGGUGAGGCCUUCCUCAUCACAAACGACCAACCCGUCUACUUCUGGGACUUUACGCAUGCUGCCUGGGCGCUUGCGGAUAAGGUCGUCGAACCGCAUCAAACCUGGCAGCUUCCUGAGUGGCUGCUCGGUCCUAUUGGAGGUCUUGCCGAGGCCGUUCUGGGACUCGUGGGGAAAACGCCAAAUCUCACGCGGCGGGCGGUGCGUUACUCCUGUAUGACGAGGUACUACUCCUGUGACAAGGCUAAGGAUCGCCUUGGGUACACGCCUAUUGUCCCCCUUGAUGAGGGUCUUGCCCGUGCUGUGGGGUAUUUCCUCGAGCGCUGGCGUCUGGAGGGUGAAAAGAAAGGGCAGUGAUUCUUGUUGCAAACUGACGUUCGUUAUCUCUUAUUGUAAUAUAUCCAUACUCGAGGCUACGACAUACCUGUCUGAGAAUCUUUUUUACGUAUAUACCUCC
This is a messenger RNA of Aspergillus nidulans FGSC A4, 1427 nucleotides long. Its product is annotated as C-3 sterol dehydrogenase/C-4 decarboxylase. Gene Ontology annotation, biological process: ergosterol biosynthetic process; steroid biosynthetic process. The transcript is spliced from 2 exons. NCBI's taxonomy places the organism in Eukaryota, Fungi, Ascomycota, Eurotiomycetes, Eurotiales, Aspergillaceae. Gene Ontology annotation, cellular component: endoplasmic reticulum membrane. Bases 95 to 1327 code for a protein of 410 amino acids. The record is from RefSeq and is a predicted model, not a curated record. Gene Ontology annotation, molecular function: oxidoreductase activity, acting on the CH-OH group of donors, NAD or NADP as acceptor; 3-beta-hydroxysteroid dehydrogenase [NAD(P)+]/C4-decarboxylase activity.